AUGGCAGAACAUCAGGACCAAGUACCUCUUCCUAGCGAUGGCGUUAGUGACACAGGAAUUGAUGUCAUCGUUGUCGGCGCUGGCUUCGGAGGUCUUGCCUGUGCGAUCGAAUGCAAAAGAAAGGGUCACCGAGUGAUGAUCCUCGAGAAAGUGCAUGAAUCGAAGCAGCUAGGCGACGUACGUUUCAUUGGAAUGCUGAGCUUUGGCAUAAAUGCUGGUCGCAUCAUGGCCAGAUGGGGCCUCCACGAAAAGUUGUGGUGCAUCUCCCGUCUUGCAGAAGACCUUCGCAUCCAUGAUUACCUCGGAGGCGUCAUUCAAGUGCAAAAGCUGUCCCUGCCGCUCUUCGGAGCGUUCUCUUACAGUGGUCAUCGAGGGCGUCUUCACGAUAUCUUUGUUGAGCAUGCCAAGUCCUUGGGUAUCGAGAUUCGCAUGGGACAUCAGGUCGUGGAAUAUUGGGAGGAUGAAGCGAAUGGAAAAGCUGGUGUCAAAAUCCAAACAGAUGGAGUGAAGAGUUUAGCGAGACAAUUUGUUAUUGGGUACCGCGACAGCCCAAAACCUUCUGGUUACGCUAUUUAUCGAGCAUGGUUCGAUGCUGAAGAGCACGGUGUUACGACAGACCCAUUGACAGACUUCAUGAGCAUUCAUGGGGAUCAGUUUUACACGUGGAUUGGUAAAGACAUGCACAUUAUAGCGGUUUCUGUCGGCGGAGGUAAAGUUGUUUGUUUGCUCAUCACUCACAAAGAUAACACAGCUGUUGAUGGCGACUGGUCGUCCCCGGGUAAGAUAGAAGACAUACUCGACCUUGUGAAAGACUGGGACCCGCGGUGCGUUGCACUCGUCUCCAAAGCUCCUUCAUGCAUCGACUGGAAGCUUCUUGUACACGAUCCUCUUCCUACUUGGGUCAGCAAAUCUGGUCGCGUAGUAUUGAUUGGCGAUGCUGCUCACCCAUUUUUACCAUCAAGCGUGCAGGGUGCAUCUCAAGCUAUUGAGGAUGCCACAACUCUAGCAAUUACCCUGAAUCUUGCUGGCAAAGACAACGUUCCACUGGCCACGAGGACAUGGGAGUCCAUGCGGUACCAACGGGUGCGUGAUGCACAGCUGGUUGGGGAGACUACGCGUGAUAAAUGGCAUGGAGCCAAAGCUGGUGACUCCGGGAAAAGUUUCGAGCUUCCCAUGCCAGAGUGGUUGAUGGCAUUCGACGCUGAGGCGGACGCAUAUGCCACUUACUACAGAAUAGCUCGGUCUAUAGUUGAAGAGGGCUAUCGUCGGCCAACUCUUUCUGGGGAAGAGUUGACUGAAGAAGUCAAAGAAACACCAUAGGUACUGGACUGCUCUGUAAGACGGGACAGAACAGAGUAUGCGAAUAAGAAGCUUAGUCACGAGUCUUUUGCAUUGCUGAAUAUCCGUUCUUG
Suillus subalutaceus is the source of this 1412-nucleotide messenger RNA. Its product is annotated as monooxygenase. The transcript is spliced from 10 exons. The coding region runs from base 1 to 1320 and encodes 439 amino acids. Gene Ontology annotation, molecular function: monooxygenase activity; FAD binding. NCBI's taxonomy places the organism in Eukaryota, Fungi, Basidiomycota, Agaricomycetes, Boletales, Suillaceae. Gene Ontology annotation, biological process: secondary metabolite biosynthetic process. The record is from RefSeq and is a predicted model, not a curated record.